Cydia strobilella is the source of this 2830-nucleotide messenger RNA. Its product is annotated as sphingomyelin phosphodiesterase 1-like. The record is from RefSeq and is a predicted model, not a curated record. Bases 106 to 2073 code for a protein of 655 amino acids. The transcript is spliced from 11 exons. Gene Ontology annotation, biological process: ceramide biosynthetic process; sphingomyelin catabolic process. Lineage: Eukaryota; Metazoa; Arthropoda; Insecta; Lepidoptera; Tortricidae. Gene Ontology annotation, cellular component: lysosome. Gene Ontology annotation, molecular function: acid sphingomyelin phosphodiesterase activity.
GUGCGAGCGCGAAGUAUUUCAAGAAUUUUAGUAGUUCAGUGACUAGGUGAUAGCCUAUAUAAAAGUCGGGCGCCAUACAUGUCAACAUAACAAAUAUUCGUUACUAUGGCAGGGUUGAAUGUGCUUGUGAUUUUAAUGAUAGUGGCAACGAGUACCGCCAAUCUUGUAUCCCAUGAUGAGGUAGAAGACUUGUUCACAAAGUUCGUGACUCGGCGGUUGACUGAGGAAGAAACCAGGAAGCUGAGCGAUGUGUUCGAAAUCCUGCGUAUGCCUAAAUAUGUGACUGCGAGGUCGCUUGAGAACACAGGAAAUGCUAGAAUGACCCUGGACUGCCUAGUCUGCCGGUCUGCUAUUGCGGCUCUGUUCUCGGGCGUGGAGGAGGGACAUAGCGACGAGGCUCUGUCCGAGUCUAUCACGGUUCUCUGUACGUCCAUAGGCAUCGAGAGCCACGAUGUGUGUAAAGGUGCAGUCGGAUUAAAUAUGCCAAUUCUAACAUAUAUAAUAAAGAACACCCCCGAAGCUACGCCGCGGACAUUUUGUGGUCUGAUCCUGCAGGCGGCGAGCGACCCUAACGUCUGCGUCUACACCGACCCGAGGUUCGAAUGGCAGGUGGAUCUGCCUGAUCCUGUCACUGUCCACGCGAGUCCAACCACGGACACCACGCCUCUCACCGUGGCUAUUAUUACUGAUGCCCACCUCGACCCCCUGUACGAGCCCUACGGCGCCGCGUACUGCGGUCAGCCCACCUGCUGUCGCAAGGGCCAGAACACCUCCCAAGCCUUCGAGUACCAUUCCAGCUUGGACACUUCGAUUUACGAACAAACGUUCAUCAGAAAAGACGAUAAAAUUGUUUUGGAUUUGAGUGUGUCUCAGAAAAUACGGGAGACACGAGGUUUAACGCAAACGAGGUUCCUGCCCGGAAGAAACCAUGCCCCCGCCGGCUACUGGGGAGACUACAGGAACUGCGAUACGCCGAUUUGGGCCUACGAUGACGUCAUCGACAGAAUUGCUGAAACACACCAGAACGUCGACGUAGUGUAUUACAUCGGGGACAGCAUCGACCACUUCGUCUGGGAGACCACGUACGAGCUGAUAAACGAAAUGAGCAAACACGUGGUCGACAAGAUCAGGAGCAGCUUCGGCGAUAAUGUGCUGGUCGUGCCUACUAUUGGCAACCACGAGUCACAACCGACUAACCAGUUUGCCCCGUCAGGCGUGACAGGCGACAAAAUCAACACGACCUGGCUGUACGAGGCUCUAGCCGACAAGUGGGAGUUCUACUUGCCCGAGGGCGCCAAAGACACGCUGUUAGAACGCGGCGAAUACUCCGUGCUUGUCAGGCCGGGGCUGAGGGCCAUCUCACUCAAUAACAACGUCGCUUAUAAGUAUAAUUGGUGGCUAGUUUAUGAUCCUCUCGAUGCGAAAAAGCACUUGGAUUGGCUGGUGGAUGAGCUUCACAAGGCGGAGCUGGCCGGCGAGAAGGUGCACAUAUUGACGCAUAUUCCGCCCGGCGAGCCAGACCUCACGCACACGUGGACUAGGGAGUACAACAGGAUCGUUAACAGGUUCGCCUCAACAAUAACCGGUGAAUUCAACGGCCACACGCACUCGGACGAGUUCAAGAUAUUCUACAACCCGGAGGGGCAGGCUGUGCGCGUGUCGUGGGGCGCCGGCAGCGCCACCACCUACUCCAAUUAUAAUCUCAAUUAUAAAAUAGCGACGUUCGAUCCUGUCACCUACGAACCAACCAACAUAGUGAACUACGUGUACAACCUAACCGAAGCGAACUUGACGCCAAACCGACGACCUCACUGGUUCCAGCUCUACGACCUCAAGCAACGGUUCCAACUUGCCGACCUAUCACCGGCAUCCAUGGACAACCUCGUUACAAGGAUGGUCACAGACAAUAAACAGCUCCUCGACUUAUACGCGGCCUUCUUUUCUAAACUCAGCGACAAUAGAUGGCCGUUGUGUAAUACGGAUUGCAAAUUGGACUAUCUGUGUAGAACGGUUAUCACAGUUUUGUGGGAAAGGCAGAAAUGCGACGAGUUGCAGGCGCUGUACUACGUUUGACAAAUAAAAACUUACUCUAGGUAGAUCUGCUGUAAAAAAAAAACUAUAGUACUGUAGAACCUUUAUUCCCGUUUUUCAAAUUAAUGUCGGGGGGUUUAUAGAACUCGGUAUCCGCCAGCUUGCCUAAUGUGCAGUUGAACUAAACUUAUCCCAUAAGUUUAAAAAAUGCCCAAAUUAACCCAGGUUUGCUUUACGGGUAUGUUCGCUGCGCUGCCGCUGUUGGAAUACUAAAACGUGAAGUCAACCUCUUGGCUAUGUAUGAUAAGGAAGGAUCCUGACCGAAUUUUUUUCGAGAACGUUUUUUUCUGCUCUAUGUGACACGACUGAGGUUUGAACCCACGAUUUAUGACCACCACACAUAAGAAAGGUGAAAGGUGCUAUUCAUAGCCUCCUAAGGCCAAGCCAUACAAAUAAAAAAUUCAAAAUUUGCCACUGAAAUUUGAACCUAUAGUGUAGGAAAUAAAGUUGAUUUUGCGUUGUUGGAAAAUUGAACGAAACAGCAAAAGCGACUGUUCGAAUGGGGAAGGCGGCUGCCAAACUGUGCUUCUAGGUGGCGCCCCUAGAGUUUGUGACAUGACAUUAGUUUGGCCCCACAUUUUUUCUUUGAACAAAAAAAAAAGAUUAGUUUGGGCUAUGGCGUCGCUUGACAGAAAAUGAACAAAACACUUUUUAUUUGGAUCGUAAAAGGCCCUCCACACUCGUGCGCGAAUCGCGGCGCGGAGCCGGGAACGCGAGUGUGGAGUCUAGUUCGCUAAUC